Messenger RNA from Brugia malayi, 1017 nucleotides. RefSeq lists its product as uncharacterized. Gene Ontology annotation, cellular component: cuticular extracellular matrix. Gene Ontology annotation, molecular function: structural constituent of collagen and cuticulin-based cuticle. The record is from RefSeq and is a predicted model, not a curated record. The transcript has 7 exons. Lineage: Eukaryota; Metazoa; Nematoda; Chromadorea; Rhabditida; Onchocercidae. Bases 1 to 1017 code for a protein of 338 amino acids.
AUGAAAGUGCAUCAGGUGACACUGAUAGCAUCAACAAUAAGUGGUGUGUCAUUAGUAGCAUGCUUAUUUGCUAUCCUAAUGAUUUACAGCGAUGUACAAAAGACCUGGAAUCAACUGGAUUCAGAAAUUAGUACAUUCAGGGCAACAACAGAUGAUUUAUGGAAAGAUAUGAUACAGCUUGCUCGAAAAAAGCGAUUUCGACGACAAUAUGAUGAUAAGAGUGAAGGUGAUGACAGUACUAGAAAUGGUUCAGCCACAGUGUCAUAUCAGUUUGAGACAACAACAAAUGGAAAUGAUGGUAGUAUACGCUCUCAUCAACAUGAAAGUUUGAAAACCGAAGCUGCCAGUGCUACAAGUCCAACAACACCUACACCUUCUGGAUCAGGGGACAGUGACGCUACAUGUGGAUGCCGUAUUGAUAAUAAAUGUCCACCAGGUCCGCCGGGUCCCAAAGGACCACCUGGCCAUAAAGGAGAGGAUGGAAUGCCAGGUAUGGAUGGUAAACCAGGUGCUGAUGGGAUGAAUAUUAAACUAAGCAAAACUACUGUAGGUUGCUUCAGAUGUCCAGCUGGUCCUCAAGGUGCACCAGGAGCUUUGGGACGUCCCGGACCACGUGGACUAAGCGGAAGCAAAGGACGAGCUGGCUUGCCAGGACGAAAUGGGAACCCUGGUCCACCUGGUGAGCCUGGACCACCAGGACCACGUGGUGCUGACGGACCAGCAGGACUGCCUGGUAAAAAAGGUGAAAAUGCAGAGCAUCCAGUAGGUCAUCCCGGCUUGAAAGGUGAACCGGGACCAGUAGGACCAAGAGGACCACCUGGGAUUGCUGGUCGUAAUGCUCCAUUCGGUAUCACUGGUCCUCCGGGAAAACCUGGAAAUCCUGGACCUCAAGGACCACAGGGAGCUGCUGGUCCAACUGGGAAAGUUGGACCUCCAGGACUACCAGGAAAAGACGCUGAAUACUGUCCGUGUCCGAAACGUGAAGAAAGUGCAAAUGGCUACGCAAGGCAGAAAUGA